CCGCCAUCUCCCCCUACGGCCCUCGACCCUCGAAAAUUCUGCUGAUCGACAGCUUUUUCUAGCCAGCAACUGGAGGAUAAGAAGCCAAACCCAAGGGAAAACUCCUCCUCCCCUGUCUCUCCGUCAACUGAUCCCCGGUCCUGGCUAUCCGCUCCUCCAUCAUGGCCGAAUUCGUGCGUGCCCAGAUCUUUGGUACCACCUUCGAGAUAACCAGCAGGUAUACAGAUCUUCAGCCGGUGGGAAUGGGUGCCUUUGGCCUUGUCUGUUCUGCAAGGGAUCAAUUGACAGGGCAACCUGUCGCCGUGAAGAAGAUUAUGAAGCCUUUCAGCACUCCCGUUUUGUCCAAGAGAACCUACCGAGAGCUGAAGCUAUUGAAGCAUAUCCGCCAUGAAAAUAUUAUCAGCUUGAACGAUAUCUUCAUUUCCCCGCUCGAAGACAUCUAUUUCGUGACAGAGCUUCUGGGGACCGAUCUUCAUCGCCUAUUGACGAUGAGGCCACUCGAGAAGCAGUUCAUACAAUACUUCCUAUACCAGAUAUUGCGUGGACUAAAAUAUGUACAUUCCGCGGGUGUCGUGCAUCGUGAUCUUAAACCCAGCAAUAUUCUCAUUAAUGAGAACUGUGAUUUGAAGAUUUGUGAUUUUGGCCUCGCACGCAUUCAAGACCCUCAGAUGACCGGUUAUGUGUCGACAAGAUAUUACCGCGCUCCCGAAAUCAUGCUUACAUGGCAGAAAUAUGACGUGGAAGUCGAUAUCUGGAGUGCCGGUUGCAUAUUUGCUGAGAUGUUGGAAGGAAAGCCGCUUUUCCCGGGGAAGGAUCAUGUCGACCAGUUCUCCAUCAUCACAGAGCUUCUGGGAACCCCUCCAGAUGAUGUGAUCAAGACAAUUUGUAGCGAGACUACUUUGCGCUUUGUGAAAUCUUUGCCCAAGCGAGAACCACAGCCUCUUGCGAAUAAAUUCAAGAACGCUGACCCUGAUGCAAUCGAUCUCAUCGAACGAAUGCUUCUCUUUAACCCCAAGAAACGAAUUAGCGCUACAGAGGCACUUGCCCAUCAGUACCUCGCUCCCUAUCACGAUCCCACAGAUGAGCCGGAAGCGGAAUCCAAAUUCGACUGGUCAUUCAAUGACGCUGAUUUGCCGGUAGACACGUGGAAAAUCAUGAUGUAUUCGGAAAUUCUCGAUUUCCACAACAUCGACCAAGGUGCAGAGGCGGAGACAGUUGAAGGUGCCCUAGCAGCUUAGCCGAUCCUUUGGGAGGAUGGCGCUCCUCGCACAUGGAGCACGAUUUGGCUGCUCUUUCGACCCCUUCCUCUUACCUUUCUCCCCUCCACUGCAGACUUACUACGGAAGCUGCUUACGAUCUUCAGAUGCAUCGUCGAUUGUCCUUUUCGGAGUAUACCUUUCGAUUCGCUUAUGGCGUCGCCAGAUUUGGGUGGUGAAUGAGAUGGUCGGGAUCUUAUCUUUUGCGAUGUGCUUGUAAUGUCCAUAUAUGUCAGAGUUGAUAUGUCCUUCGCCGAUGGUAUAAUGAGAGAAUAGACUUCUUUUAAAUCCCUA
Molecule: messenger RNA, 1550 nt
Organism: Monascus purpureus
Lineage: Eukaryota; Fungi; Ascomycota; Eurotiomycetes; Eurotiales; Aspergillaceae
Source: the annotation of a GenBank genome assembly